UCUCUACUCACAACUCCAGAGCUUUAGAAGUUGGGAAAAUGCAAUAAUUUAUUACUCCUCUAGUCCUUUCUCUCUCUCUAUAUAUCUCUUUCUCUCUUUGGAGUGAGACGUAAUGGAACAAGAGCGCAAGAACAAUAUGAAUGGGAUGGAAAUUGAAAAAGGAAAGAGGGAGAGUGGGUCAAGAAAAGUUCUUGAAUUAACAAUGAGAGUGUUGGCUUUGGUUCUUACAAUGGUGGCUGCAACUGUACUUGGUGUCGCGAAACAGACAAAGGUUGUGUCUAUUAAGCUUAUUCCAACUCUACCUCCUCUUGAUGUCUCGACAACAGCCAAAGCUUCUUACUUGUCUGCCUUUGUGUACAACAUUUCGGCAAACGCUAUAGCUUGCGGUUACACAGCAAUCUCGAUAGCGGUUCUGAUGAUCUGCAAAGGCAGAAGAAGCAAAGGGUUGUUAAUGGCGGUUUUGAUAGGAGAUCUAGUAAUGGUGGGUUUGCUAUUUUCUGGCACUGGAGCCGCCGGUGCAAUCGGGCUAAUGGGUUCACAAGGGAAUAAACAUGUGAUGUGGAAGAAAGUUUGUAACGUCUUUGGAAAGUUCUGUCACCAAGCUGCUGCUUCUGUUGCCAUCACUCUUCUUGCUUCAAUUGUGUUUAUGCUUCUUGUUGUUCUUGAUGCUAUGAAGCUUCCUUAAAAUUUAAUACCCUAAAACGAGUGCUUUAAUUUACUGUUUCUGCUUGUUUCUUCUCGUUUGUUAUGUGUAAAGUCAUUAUCAACAAUCAUGUAACUGUCUAUUUGCUUUUAAUGUUUAGUCAAAUUGUUUUCUUA
Molecule: messenger RNA, 819 nt
Organism: Brassica oleracea var. oleracea
Lineage: Eukaryota; Viridiplantae; Streptophyta; Magnoliopsida; Brassicales; Brassicaceae
Product: CASP-like protein 1E1
Exons: 2
Coding region: 113-685 (190 amino acids)
Source: RefSeq, a predicted model, not a curated record